AUGGCAACUAAAGACGAGCAGCCACUGGUUCGCCGUGAUUCACCUUCGCCCUCGAGAACCCCAUCCGCAGCCAUACGCUCCAACAGUGCGGAUCCAACUCGAUGCAUCUCGACUGCCUCAUCUGCCUCCCGCACCUCUAGUACUGAUAGUUCCUACCGAAACUCGAUGGGGGCUGGAGAAGCUGGAUCUAGGUUGUCCUCUUCAAGCUAUGCCUCCUCUCGUCUAUCAGGAAGUUAUGACAGACCCCUGAAAAGGCGUGGCUUCACGAAGCCGCAAGGCACAGAUUUCGCCUCUAGUGCUAGACAUCGAGAAAGUGUCUUGAGUCUAGGAAGUAUAUCACAUCUUCAGUACUACUUUGCGAGAACCGGGCUGCUAGACGGAAAGGGGGGGCAAUUAGCCAGGAAAAGACAUCCGAAAGCUACCCUUGACCUGUCACAAUUGGAUUCUCCUUCGUUGCUGAGUCCAAAGCUCCCCGGCUCAGAUGUGGACUCUUCAUACGCUUCACUGGGGAGUAGCCCGGAUCUUGGGGCUCAGAGCUUUGUAGGGGGGCUCAUGGUCGAAUCACCCACCGAAGCUGUGUUUGAGCCUAAUUUCGAUGACUUUGAGGAGCCUGACCUAGAUGUCUUGCCCCCGACAACGAGCACCUACAAACAUCGAGAGAAGCAUAUCCCUAAGCCGCCUACCAGUGAAGAGUUGAAAGCAGAUUUGACGAAAGCUCUCGACAACGCCUCUGAGAUGUUAAUAGAGGCGGCACCAGUAAAGGGUAACAUACUACCUCCUGGCCGACCUGCUAAACCAUCACAGACGUGGUUUGAAGUUCAGGGAGUAAGGCUGCUCGAUAAGGCGACGCUAGCUAUUCGCGCUGCCAAGAUUUACUACACAACACACGAGCACCCAGACCGUCUAGAUGCCAUCAAGUCCGAAAAGGAGAUACGUUCAGAGUUGCUUUCCGUCUUAGAGGUACUGAAACACAUGGCGACUAGGAAUUUCACCGGUGGUCCUCGUAGCGACGAGCACAAGACGAUGACGACUUGGAUUGAAAGCAUCCGUGACAUGCUUAGAAAGGAAGAGGAGAUAGAGAAAGCCGAGCGGGCGGAGAGAGCCAGCUGGACAUGGGUGAAAGGCGACUGGUCGGGGAGAGAAGUGGAGCGCGAGCUUGCAUUUCUUAGCUCGAUCGACACGGAAACUGAGCCGCUCCCUCCAUGGACGCCGAUCAGUGAAGCAACAGAGCUCCCAACCCCAUUCUUGGAGAGCAUGCAAAACGGCCUCAGGCUCGUCAAGCUCCACAAUUCAGCUGUCAAGAAGUCAAGGCGACGCUUUGGUGCCAUUGGGACGUUCCACACGGAUACGCAGAAGCCAUACAGAUGCGCGGACAAUCUGAGGUAUUGGAGCAAAGCCGGGGAGCUGCGAUGGGAGGUUAUGCUCAAGGUGGAUGUUAUGGGGGUGGUAUACAAUAACAAUCCGCAAGUAUGGGUAGACUUCGAAGCGGCGAUCUGGAAGUGGUGCCAGAAAGUGCGGGAAGAGCUCGCGGCAGAGUGGGAGAAUGAAAAAUAA
Hypoxylon fragiforme is the source of this 1554-nucleotide messenger RNA. RefSeq lists its product as uncharacterized. NCBI's taxonomy places the organism in Eukaryota, Fungi, Ascomycota, Sordariomycetes, Xylariales, Hypoxylaceae. The record is from RefSeq and is a predicted model, not a curated record. Bases 1 to 1554 code for a protein of 517 amino acids. The transcript has a single exon.